Molecule: messenger RNA, 444 nt
Organism: Heterobasidion irregulare TC 32-1
Lineage: Eukaryota; Fungi; Basidiomycota; Agaricomycetes; Russulales; Bondarzewiaceae
Exons: 6
Coding region: 39-371 (110 amino acids)
Biological process (GO): mitochondrial electron transport, ubiquinol to cytochrome c
Source: RefSeq, a predicted model, not a curated record
UCCUGACUUGACGUUCAACGUUGUGCAAUUUCACGCAGAUGUCUCUCUCGUCGUUCUUCUCGUCGUUCAUUGGCAUAGCCCACGCAGACGCACCUGAGGCAAAACCGGAGUCUCAGCAGGAGGGAGAGGAACAGAAGGUUGAAGAGGCAGAGGCAGAGGAGGAGGAACCUGAGGACAUCCACCCACACCUUCGCGAAGAAUGCCAAGAAUCAGCCAAGUGCAAGCCGUUGACGCAGCACUUCCUCCAUUGCCAGGAGAAGGUGCAAGCUGGCGAAGGUUUCCCGCAUGAGGACUGUGUUGAGGAGAUUUUCCACAUGAUGCACUGUACCGACAACUGUCUUGCACCAAAACUCUUCAGCAAGCUCCGAUGAGUGCCGUUGUCUGCACUAUUAGCAUAGCUUCGUCCAAUAGACCUGACGCAAGAAUCUUGUGUCUAGACCUUGU